Molecule: messenger RNA, 7938 nt
Organism: Mesorhabditis belari
Lineage: Eukaryota; Metazoa; Nematoda; Chromadorea; Rhabditida; Rhabditidae
Source: the annotation of a GenBank genome assembly
AUGAAUGGAGCCGACACUGAGGGAGCCGCGCAAGAAAAAAAGGCUGAUCGAAGGAAAGCGCCUCGACCCGAAGUGCAGAUCUAUCGGCCGGGUAUGCUGAAACAAGGAGUGGACAUCACUUUGAAUGCGGCAGCUCAAGAUGAGGAAAUCUCCAGUAAAAACAGGGGCCCUCGUCAACCACCGAGGUCACCUGGAAGAGAUCGAUUUGAAUAUAGAACUUAUGAGAACUCAAAUCGUCGACGGCAACGGGAAGAUGCAAGGAAUGGAGACUCUGGCUCAACAACCCCGGAAAGUCACCAUCAUGAUGAUUAUCGAAGAACGAGAGGUGGAGGAAUGGACAGAAGGGGAAAUCGUCGAGGUCCACCUUCUGAGUACUCUUACAAUGGUAGUCGAGAUGAUUUGGCAUCUGAAGCCUCUUAUGCAACAAGGGCAAGCGGCUAUAAUUCAACUCAAUCUCUCCUCGAAACACGACCGCGACCUGGUGGAUACCUUGACCAGAGAAUCGGUCAGAAACCAAAUGAACGUCCCAGAAAUGAUCGAGGCAAUGAUCGAGGCAAUGAUCGACAGCUUAAUCGAAUGAAUCGACCGCAAUUUGAAAGAAACACGGAUCGAGCCUCGAUGCGGGCCGAAACUAUGCAAAGAAGACGAGGAGGGGGAAGGGGUGUCAGGAAUCGAAAUGACUCCCUAAAUAGCACGCAAAGCGAACGUCCGGCUAGUCUUUACGUUGACACCAGUGAUCGCUAUGAUGAAACUCGAUCAGUUGGUGGGGCUCCAUCUGAAGCUCCAUCUUCGCAAGGCCUUUCGUUUGCCGAAUUGUGUGCUUCUUUCGAUAGUAUGGGUUCGAUGAAUUGGAGUGAGGUGGUUCAAGAAGAUUUUGCAACUGAAAAUGAAGCAGCACAAAGCAAUGAUGCUCUUGAGUUAAAGGCGAGACUUCAAGCCUCGAAUCGAGAACAUGAAGGAGAGACUGGGGAAAGAAGACGAGAAAAGGCACCAAGAGGAAUCAUCACAAGAGGUGGAUAUGGACAGAGAAUGAGAAGAGAUUCGGAUCGUUCAUCGUCUGUGGCUGAUUCGAUUGUCGAAGAAAGAUCGGAUAGUGAAAGUCGAGAUGAAACAUUUGGUGAAGAAAGUGAAAGAGAGGGAGAGCUUACGCCCACUCGAUUGAGAAGCCCCGAGCCAAGUGAAUCCAUUCCCGAAUUGAGCGAAGAUGUGAAAGAUCUUCCGAAUUUACGCCCUGAAGGGAAAGGCCGUUGGAAAGGUCGAAUCUCGUAUGUAAAUGAUGAUGCAAUUACGAACGAGCCGACAAAAGGAGAUAAAAAGUUGGAAAGUAUGGAAAACAUCAAGAAAAAUGAAAGAACGCCAACAGAAGAGACGACAAAAGUUAGAGAUCCAAUGCAGCGGUUGAAUAGACUGAAAGGUCGAGUCUCACUCCCAGCCGAGCCCUAUCAACCGCCGGCUAUGAGAAUUAAAGAAAGAUCAACAACAGCUUCAUCGGAUUCCACUCCACGUGCCUCAAUUGAUGAGAAUCGCGAAAGAUCACAAGAAAUGGUUGUAUCAUCAAGUAAAGAACGAGAAUCGACGAGUAGAAAUGAUCAACAAUCGACAAUGAAAGUCUUGUCGCGAAAAGAAAAGGAAACCACUGAAACGCACUCGAGCUAUCAAAAAAUCAAAGAACAAUUUGGGGAGAAAAUAACAUCUAUCAAUGAUCAAAUGGACUCGCUAAUACCGCAAAUUGCCGCCAGAGAUGUGAGCUCAGCGAAGAAGGCUGUAGAACUGAGCACAAAGCUUUCUGAGGUCUACUACGACUUCCUCACCAAGGAUAUUGUAUUCACCUUCACCAUGAAUCUGGAAACGCAUCUAUGGAAACAAGCCUAUUACAAAAUUAUUGAAUCUUUAAGAAGCGGAUCCAAUUCGGUGCGGGAAGCGGCAGGCAAACUUCGCGACAUACUGCGAACCGUCAUUACAAAUGGGAUUUCCUACUACAAGCGCUUGUUUGCCCUUUACGAGAACGAGUUCUCUUUCAAAAUAUCGGAUGCUUUGUUUUGGCCAAAAGGAUUUUCGACAGACGAUUUGAAGAGCGCUCAUGACGGGCCUUCACCGUUGACACGAUUUGAUAGUCCUCAUGAAAAAGCUGCUCUAAAAUCGCUAUCUCGUCACCAUGUUUCACUCGGAAAUCUUUAUCGCUACCUCGCAAUCGUUGAAGCUAGCGAGGAUUUUGGACGCUCGCAGUGCUCGUACUUGUUCGCAACACAGAUUUGGCCGGAAAGCGGGUUGGCCUACAACCAGCUUGCCAUUCUCGCCUAUAACAUGAUGUUGUACAGAAGUCGUUUGAGCAAGCUUUCCACGCCAGUGCUCUCUGAUAGAAGACAGAGCCGAGUCAUUGAUGAGACCUAUUACCUCGUGAGAGCCAUAUCAGCGCAAUUCCCAUUUGAAACGGCAAAAGAUCGAAUGAUUCAACGAUUGAGUGCCAUGAUCCGCAAGAUCGAGAAAUAUGAACCAGUACUUGAUAAGGAGUUUGGAAAAGCUCAAGAUGAGAUCGAUGCCGCUUUACGAAAAGAUCAACCAAUUGAGAUUUGGGUGCACAGGGAUGGGCAAAUGAUGAAAAAAGAAGAUGAAGAAGUUAUUGAGGAUGAGAUUAUUUCACGCAUCUGUCAACAAUCACCAAGCACAGUGCAACGUCGAUGUGUUUCAUAUCUUGUCGGAGUGGCUGCAAUGCUACAUACAAAAAUUAACUUCAAUCAAUUCUCUUCGGUAUCAUCGAGAGCAUUGGCGUUUCUUGCUGCUAAUUUGGAGCUUGGAGAUUCACGGCUAUCGGCUCAACAACUUGCUCAAUUAUCUUCAGUCUUCAUUUUUUUGGUCACCAAUGUACAAACGAAUAAAGAGACAGACACAUUGACUUACCAGCAGCAAAUGUCGUUCAGCUUUCUUCUCUCAUUUUUUGGAGUCUUGUUGCGACCACUAGCAGCUGCAAGUUCAUCAGUUGCAAGUUGGCUUGAGAACGAAGAGUUGACACCACAAAAGGUCAUUCGGGUAUUACCUUCUUUGUCAUUGCUUUCGUACUGGAUGAGCAGCGCAGAUGCUAAGAAAGCUUUUCGAUCUAUAAACGUGGUAGAACCAUUGGUUUCACCGUUUUUCCAAGUUGAUACUUGGGGAUUUUUGGCUCAAAUCGCAAAUACCCUUGAUGCUGAAGAUAAUGCGGGCCGCUUUUUGAAGAGCACAAGCACUGAUUCCGAUUCUGGUGUGAAAGUUCUACCGGAAAUGAAUUUGGUUUCAUCUUUUUGUAACGUUUUCCCAUCACCUCCACCAGCGCUCAAUAUUUCUACACAUUCGGACAAUUCUUCGGCGCAACGCUUUGCUUUUCAUUUCCGAUUGCUAGGAUUGUUAUCUUUUGCCCGGUUUCUCGAUGAGAGCAAAUUAAGUUGUUUUGGCUUUGAUCACGAAACUAAAAGAUUCACUCACCGUGGACUGAACUCCACCGAUGGCGAAAGCUUCGAAGAUGAAAAAAAACAGGGGCUUCUCAAAAAGAAAAAUGAAGAAACAAUGAGAGAAAAUCUUGCUCAAAACGAAACAAAAAGGAAGAAUCGUGUUCUUUUGGUAAAGCCACUACAAUUGGUUCCUGAUACGAAUGGAUUUGUUGACCACCUAGAACUGAUUACAAAAAUUGUUUCUUCAAAACAUUACACGCUGCUGGUGCCCACAAUUGUGAUCGACGAGCUCACGGGUUUGGCUCUUGCUCCGCGCCCAACUGAAAAUGAGGAACAUGCCGAGUUUGUUCAUGCACAGGCGAAAGUGGCAGCACAGUGGUUAAAGGAUCAAUGCAAGUUGAAACCGAAAAAUAUAAGUGUUUUGACAUCACGCGGAGAAAUGAUGAAGCUCAUGAUGGUUAACGAAGAAUCAACGCGAGGGGACCUGCGAAAUAUAAAUGAUGAUCGGAUAGUCGAGUCUUGUUCUUCGUUUGCUGAAUCCUGUAUUCUACCGCCGAUCACUAAUGAUCAAGUGCAAAAUCUCCCAAGCGAUUCGGAUGUGAUUCUACGUGGUGUAGUUUUGCUGACAGAAGAUCGAGGCGUUCAAAUCAAAGCUUCUGCCCAAAGCAUACCGACGCGUACUCUAGCUUCAUUUGUGAAAUGGGCGAGCUUAGAAGGACGAGAUGAUGAGGUCAAUCUCCUUCGAGGCCUUUUACUUGUUUUGCUGGACCAAACAGCCGAGGGAAUGCGACAAUUGGAAACGAUGCGGAAUGGAGCCUUUUCCCUUGGAGCACUUCAUGCAUUACGAUUCGCGCACAUGAAAGCCAAAAAUCCGGACAAAGAAUCCCUAAAAGAGAUAGACAACGAUUUGGGAAAAGAGCAAAAGUCGGCAACCUCUGAAAACCUUUUCGGAGCUGCUCAUAUUCUUUGUCUUCUCAAUCAGGCAUCUAAAGCAAGGACAUUUGCUGAACGAGCACUGGAAAAUGAUGUGGAGAAUCCAAAAUAUUUAUGUGUGAUGGGAUGGAUUGAAUAUCAACUGGGAAGAGAUUUGAAAGCGGCACAGAAAUGCUUUGAGGAUUCUUCGACAAAACUUUACCCAGACGCAUUCAUUGGUCGAGUGGCGCUUCUUGCUGACCGUCAUGCUCCACAAGAAAUGGCCAUAGUGGCUCAGGAGUUAUACCGUCAGAGUCCAACUUUUGUGCCUUCCGUUUUGGAAAUGGCUCGAGCUUUAUCGAUUUCGAAUCAAUGGGAACAACUCGUCACUCAGCUAAACAAUGCACUUAUUGUUCAAUCCGAAUGCCUGGCUGCUCAUCUGCUAUUGGCUCUAAAUGCGGUGUGCGUCAAGGGCGGGCAAACAAAUGUGGAGACAGCUCUGGGAGAUCUUUUCUCAGCUUUUGAAUCGAUGGAAUCUCUGAAUCAUCAAUUGGCGUAUAGUCUAGCCGAUCUUUUCAUUCGGUGUGCGGUUCGAAAUGCAACAACAUCUCAGUUUUGCAGAAAACUAUUGGAUAAAGCAUUGGCGCUUGAUCGUCGCCCUGAAUAUCUUGCGUUAGCUGUUCGACUUCUUAUUCACAAUGAUGAUGCAAAAGGUGGAUUAGAAGUGGCAAAAGAAUUGAUCACAAUCGGGAGUGAAGAACCAAGAGCACUACUUGGAAUCGGUCUCUGUUAUCUGGCCUGUGGUCGAGCUGCCGAUGCUGCCAGUCAGUAUUCAUUUGUGAAAGAGGCACACACAAAUCUUCGUGAGAACCCGCUCUGCAUGUUUCUCGGAGCUUUGGUGGCGAAAUUUCAUGACAAUUCAUUUGAUCAAUUCUUUUCGAAUAUCAAAAAUGUGGUUGACACACAUCUUGCAAAUGUUCCUAAUAAUGCGUCUGGAGAAGAGUUAAUAAAAGCCCUCGAUCCGGCUUUCCUUGUCGAUGUCGCGUUACAAUUGCUCGACUAUGCACCGCCAUCGCCAACUAAAUCUCCGGAUCCAAUCCUCAAAGAAGCGGAUCGAGUUUUGGCAGCGGUUCACGAGCAUUGUCAAGGCCUUACCGAAGUGACAUAUUUGUUAGCAAAAGUUCGCUAUCUGAGUGGAGAUAGCGAUGGAGCGGAGAAAUUGGUGGACAAGUGUCUUGAUCGAAAUGAGACCGUUGCUGAUGCCUAUCUUCUGAAAGCUCAAAUUAAAGUCGAAAAAGGAAAAGUCGAAGAUGCGGAGCAAUGUUUGGAUACUGGUUUAAGCUUUAAUUUCGCCGUCAGAGACAGUUGUUUGUAUCAUCUUAUAAAGGCCAAAGUUUUGAAGAAAAGAGGUGAACACGAAAAAGCUGUGGAAGUGCUAAAAAGCGCAGUCCGUCUACCGAGACAAGAGAAGAAUGUAUCGAUAAAUCUUCUGUCUCGUGGGAAGAGCGAAGACGUGAAUCGCAUUUCUGUUCAUCUUGAACUCGUCGACUCUUUGCAAGCAUUGAAGAAAACGGAGGAGGCUGAGCGAAUCAUGAAAGAAGCACAAAAUCAAUGGAAAGGUCGACCGGAAGCUGAACAAUUAUUGCUCACCCAUGCACAGAUUCUCAUUUCGAAGGGGGAUGCUGAUGCGGCUUUGACAAUUCUUAACAGGGUACAACCAAACCAAGCAAACUACCAAGCUGCUCGCUUGAAAAUGGCUCAAAUCUAUUUGGACGAGAAAAAGGAUCGUCGAAUGUUCACGAUUUGCUAUAAAGAACUUUUGGAAAAUGAUCCGAGCCCUGCUACUUAUGCUUUACUUGGUGAUGCUUAUAUGAAAGUGCAAAAUCCCUCGAAAGCGAUUGAAGUUUAUGAAAAAGCUUUAAAAGCUAAUCCAAAAGAUCACAUUCUUGCACAAAAGAUUGGAGAAGCUUAUGUGCAAUGUCAUUUAUAUGCAAAGGCGGUGAACUAUUAUGAAGCGGCUGUGAAAUCGGCAAAAGACAAUCAAAUGCGACUCAAGCUUUCCAAUCUACUUUUUUUACUUGGGAAUUUCGAGAAAUGCGAACGAGUGCUAAAGGAUCCUUUAGAAAAAGAGCCAAAUCCAUCUGAUUUGACAACAAUCGCUUCUCAUGUCUCUUAUUGGAUGCUCCUCUCAAAGCUACACUUUGAGAAUGGAAAUUGGCAAGAAGCUAUUGAUGAUUUGGAUAAAGCAAAAUCACUGCAAUUGCGGCUUCUCGGACGGGGUGAAGGGAACACUCUUCAGAUCAAGAAAGAGGCUGCAAAAAUUUGUUGUAAUCUCGCUGAACUGCACACGAAUCGACGCGAGUUAACUCGAGCUGUCGAGCUGUACAAAGAGGCUGUUCAGCUGAAUGAAACUGAUAUCAAGACUAUACUUGCACUAGCGCAAUUGUAUUUAACUAUGGGCAAAUUGCAUUUAUGCAAUCAACAAUGCCAAGUCGCGCUCAACAUUGAGAAAAACAAUGAUGAGGCUACAUUGAUGAUGGCUGAUUUAUUAUACAUGAAAAAUGAGGGAGAUCAAGCGGUGGUUCAUUUCGCGCAAUUGCUUGAACGAUAUCCAAAUCACUACCAUGCCCUUGCGAGAACCAUUGAACUUUCGUGGCGCUCCGGUGAUGUAGAUUUAGCGGAGAAACAUUUAAGAAGAGCCCUUGAAAAUAAUCCCAGAGCAACCGUUGAUGCUGGAUAUAAUUAUUGCAAAGGUCUUCAUGAAUGGUACUCGGGUGAGCCAAAUGCCUCUUUGCAAGCAUUCAAUCGAGCGAGGAGAGAUCUCGAAUGGGGCGAAAGAGCCAUUUACAAUAUGAUUGAAAUUUGUUUAAACCCUGAGAAUGAAGUGCUUGGAGGAGAGGUUCUCGAUCAAGCUGAUGAUAGCACCGACACAGCUUCGAGACAAAUCGGCAUGCAAACUGCAGAGAAAUUUUUAAAAGAACUGCGUUUCAAGCCAGGCUUAGACAUUAGAUACAGUCUGAUGGAGAAUUUCAUUCUUGUUUCGAGUGGGAAUAAGAACAGCAUGCAACAAGCAUUGAACAAUCUUCUUGAUAUGAUUGGUAUAGAAGGGGAACGAGUCCAAUCUGUGGGUGCAGUGCUGGGCGCGGCUCGGGCUUACAUGCUGCUUAAACAGACUCAAAAGGCAAAGCAAACUCUGAAACGAGUGGUCGGACAUCCAUGGACGAUCGAUGAUGCUGAUUAUCUAGAAAAAUGUUGGCUUCUGCUUGCUGAUUUGUAUAUCAACCAAAAUAAAGCUGAUCAGGCAACGGCAAUCCUUCGCACUGUUCUCAUGCAUAAUGCCAGUUCAAUUCGAGCUUUUGAAUUUAUGGGUUUUCUGAAAGAGAAAGAACAAAAAUGGAUCGAUGCAUCGGCUAAUUACGAAGAAGCCUGGCGAUUGUGCAAACAAAGAAACCCAGCUAUCGGUUAUAAACUAGCCUACAACUAUAUGAAGAGCAAGAAAAUUUUCGAUUGUAUAGAGGUAUGCCACAAAGUUCUUCAACAGUACCCAUCAUAUCCAAAGAUCAAAAAAGAAAUCAUGGAUAAAGCUCGAUUGAUGAUACGAAGU